Messenger RNA from Condylostylus longicornis, 1229 nucleotides. It is a transcript of the gene sro, whose product is annotated as D-beta-hydroxybutyrate dehydrogenase, mitochondrial. The transcript is spliced from 5 exons. The record is from RefSeq and is a predicted model, not a curated record. The coding region runs from base 118 to 1083 and encodes 321 amino acids. NCBI's taxonomy places the organism in Eukaryota, Metazoa, Arthropoda, Insecta, Diptera, Dolichopodidae. Gene Ontology annotation, molecular function: oxidoreductase activity.
UCUGUGUUGUAUCUGAUAUAUUCAAUUCAUAUAUAUACGGAUCGCGAAUUAUUUCAAUUAAAAAAUUAUUGCUGCGAUAGCAUUAUAACACUAUCAAGUUUAAAAAAUAUUUUUGAAAUGAAUUUAAGAGCUCUAUUUUCAAAUAUUUUUUUCAGAUCUGCUCCAAAGCUUGCAAAUAAUUUGCCAAAAAAAUGCUUGCUUAUAUCUGGAUGUGAUUCUGGGUUGGGCUUUAAUUUGUCAUUAUUUUGUUCAAAAGCAUUAAAAAUUACCGUAGUAUCCGGCUGCCUUAGCAUAAAUUCGGAUGGUGCCAAGUUAUUAAAAAGGGAAAAAAAUAUUAUACCAAUUGAACUAGACUUAUUGAAUCCUGAAACAGUUCAAAACGCAUUUCAUACGAUAAAUGGAUUAGUAUUAAAUGGGUAUCAAUUAUCAGCCAUAGUUAAUAAUGCUGGUAUAAUGUGUUUUGGAGAAUUUGAAUGGCAAACUCCAGAUAUAUUUGAAUCACAAAUCAAUGUUAAUCUUCUAGGGACCAUGAAACUAACGCACAAAUUUCUUCCCCUAAUAAGAACUCAAAAAGGAAGAAUAAUUAAUAUAACAAGUCACUGUGGAUUUCACAGUUUGCCCAGCUUAAGUGCUUACUCGGCUUCAAAAAGCGGUCUUAAGUCAUGGAAUGAUGCUUUACGAAUGGAAAUGUCAAAAUAUGGGGUCAAAGUAAUAAACUUCGUACCAGGGUCGUUUAUAAUGUUAAGUAAUAUCACUGCUAAACAAUGCAUCUAUGCAAGCAUUAUGAGGGAUAAAUUUAAUGAUGAACAAACUAUAUUUUACGGAAGAUAUUUUGAACAGUAUAACGAUUAUCUACGAAGUUUAUCAAAAUGUAAAGCUCCGUGUGAAAUAGCUGAUAACAUUUUAUACAAAAAGUUUCAAAAGGCUUUGCUUUCUGAAAAUCCAAAAACGAUUUACAUCCAUGAACCGUGGAGGUACAAAAUUUAUUACUUUUUGUUUAAGAUCUUCCCUGUAAGAAUUGUUGACUGGUUGACACAAAAAUUUGUUUCCAUGCCAAAAUAUAUACCAAAGGUUAAUAAUUAACUUGUUUCCUUUUUUUUUACAAACCAACUUGUAACUAAAAUUAAAAUAAAAAUUUGAGUUAGUAUUUUUUAAAAAAUUAAGUAAAACCAAAAAUGACUUUAAUUUUAGUGAACCAUAAAUUCGGAAUGACUUUUAUUAUUUUGCCA